AUGGAACAUCAAUUAUUUAUCCACUGUGAAUCAUACCUCAUUAUCAUAUGCCGCCGGUGCAAGCACGCUGUGUGGCCAACAGAGAUUGAACGGCAUCUGAAAGGCAAGGCCCAUCAGCUAAAGCAUGCGGUGGUUCAGCAGAUAAAGGAGAACAUUGAACAGUGGGACAAUGUGGCUCGAGAUACUACACAGUUAACACUGCCCACAAUACUGAAUGAACCAAUCCCGGAACUACCCAUUCAUGAUGGCUACAGGUGCCAGCGGGAUCCCCAGUGCCAGUAUGUGGCAGGGAACAUGAACACCAUGCGCAAGCACUGGCAGAACAAGCACAGCUGGUCGCCAUAUCCCAGCCGUGGCCGUACAGCGCCACAAAAGCGUACGGCAGCACAGGAUGAGGUGGACAGAUCAUGCCAGAAGGUGCAGUUCCAGCAGAUAUUUGCAUCGCGCAAGGACUCCCACUACAUACAGAUCCAGACUAAGGAGACUACUGAGCAUACCGGCACGCAAGACCAGAACAGAGCCAGCCAGGCCAUUGAUGAGCUGGAGCGAUUUUACCAGGAACAGCAACGGCAGACCAGCAAUGUCAUCCAGGCCGGGGAGCACGAUGAAGCCAACCCAUGGCUGCGGCGGACCAGAUGGCCGGUGUACUUGACCAACAUCGCACCCAAUGAUCUGGUCAACUGCGUCCAGCGGCCCGAGGAUGACACCACGUGCCCAGAUGAACUGGCCGCGAGGGCUAUCCAACAGGUGGGGGUGGAAUGGACGUCCAUUCCAUUCAGGGUUAGAAAACCGACCAAUCAGAGCAGGGCAGAUUGGACGUACAUUCCAUUUGGUUUCAGACGUUGA
Messenger RNA from Histoplasma mississippiense, 846 nucleotides. RefSeq lists its product with no specific name. Bases 1 to 846 code for a protein of 281 amino acids. The transcript has a single exon. NCBI's taxonomy places the organism in Eukaryota, Fungi, Ascomycota, Eurotiomycetes, Onygenales, Ajellomycetaceae. The record is from RefSeq and is a predicted model, not a curated record.